AUGGAGCAAUUCACCCGAAGUUCUACCAGAAAAAAUACAAGAAGGAAAUCAGAAUUUUUUUGUGGGGCUCGAUCAACCACUCUUUACACUCCUCGACAUGUUUCAAUAAAGGAAGAAGAAAAUUUACUGUCGACGAGUUUAUUCGAAAAGCUGUCACAAAUAAUUGAUCCAGAAAAAGCCUCAAUUGAAAGCAUCCAAGACACAUUUGUAAAUUUAAUUAUACCUAUUUUAUAUAUAAAUAUAUAUAAUUUAGUCAUAUAAAUAUUUAAUAAAAACUCAUAUUUAAUCAGCAUAAAUCCUUCACUCAUUCUAAUUGAGUUGAAUUGUUAUUACUUGAGGACAAUGCACUCCGGGUAUGCGGAAGAAAACAAUCAAUACAAACAUUAAUAAUUGAUGAAACAACAUCUUUACCAGGAUUGACUGCGUCCAAGCAAGAGCCGAUACUUAUAUAGAGGUUUCCUCUAUAUAACGCUGAAAGCGCAGACAUUUUCCCAUGAGCUUUCCUAGUUCGUCGGACCAAAUCGCUUUUUGGUCCGACCAAGGCAUUGAUUUGGUGCAACCAACCGAUAAAUUCCGAUCAGAAUUUAUCGGCCUUACAGCGCCAAACAUAGGAAACUCCUAUAACCAAUUCACACACAUCAGUAUUUUAUGCACAAUUUUCUAUUAAAUUGUCUGCUUAUUCAACACUUACAAAAACAGCUACCAAGCCUACAUCGACUGCAUGCAUUCCAUUAUUUGUAAUUAAUAUUUAGGACAUUGAUCAGAAACUGUAUGGCGUGGUGCAGCUGUUUAACAAGCAGGAAAGAACGAACUCAGCUAAUAUGUUUACAAAUGAGGAUGUCAAUACUGUUCAAAGUAUUGGAAGACUUUUUGGGGAAAUUUUGGGAAAAAAUAAUUUCAAUGAUUUUUUAUAAAUAUUUUAUUUUUUUGAAAUUUUAUAGAAUUCUAGAAAUUUUGCAUUCUAGGAAUAAAUAUUUUGAUGUGAAAUUCGAUUAUUCACAAAGCGCCAGCUUUCUGUCAGACCAAAUUGAUCUUUUCAAAACUGUGAAUCACAUUACUAGAAGAAAAAGAUUAUUAACUGAAAUCCAAUAUAUUUUAGAAGCAAAUCCUACUGUAAAUUGCAGCAUAAUAAAGGUUAUGAAUGAUAUUAUGGACAGCGUAUCUACAGUACUCCUGCUAAACAACCAUGGAAGCCUUCAUACUUUUAUAUCUGCAGGCGAAAAACUAGAUUUAGAAGCAGUCGAAAAAUUCUCUGAAUAUCGAGUGAUCUCUUAUAAUGAAAUCAUAAACAUCCGUGAUUUACAAAGUGAGCCUCUAUGUUCCAAAACAGUUUCCUCCUUAUAUAAAAACUGCUUAAUUUGUCCAAUAAAAUCUCCUCAAAAUGAAAAAAUUGGUGCCUUAUUUUUCUUCAGAGAAAUCCAAGAAUUCAAAAAAAUAGACGAGUUGCUUGGUGAAGAAAUCUGCAAGAUGCUUGGCAAUAUUUCUAUACAAAACUUCGUCGAUAAGACUAAAUUCAUUGAAAACUCAAUAACAUCUGAAGAAGUUAAAGGAAUUAUUAACAGCUUCUAUCACUAUACCUUAAAAAAGUCUGGAAAGUUAUUUGAUUACGGAGAAAUGAUCAGAGAAAUUAAGCGAAAAAUCUGCAAAAUAAUACAAGUGGAUUCAUGUAGUGUUUAUAUUGCAGAUCAGCAUGAAAAAAGCCUGUGAACCACUUCGGAGUUUUCUGAUAUCACUGUGGUGCCGAGGUCUCAAGAAACUUUAUUAUGAAAUGCAUAUGAUUUGAGAAGCACUGUGCAUCUUCCUAAUGAAGAAUUUGAUGAUUUAGGAGAUAUUGAUAUUUAUAAAGACAAAGAUGUAUUAUGCACUGCAAUUCUGGGAGAAAAAUUAAAAGAUCCAGUUACAGGAGUGAUUCUUAUUACAAGGGAGUCUCCUCCGUUUUCUAAAGAUGAGAUUUGGAUGCUUGAAAAAUUCACUAUGGGGUUAGGUAGGAUUUUUGAUUCUUUAUUUAUGCAAUUCCUGCCUGAUUGACCAUAUAUAGUUACUGAAUCUCCCCCUUUUAAAAUUUGUACAAAAUAUAGGUAAAUUUUCAAUUUUGGGUCCUUUCAAUUGCAUCAAAUUUUUUCAAUACAAAAAUUUUAUAAGCGAAAAUACUUACUUUUAUAAGUUUUUUUGAUUUAAUUAGUGGGAAAAGUUCAAGUAGAAUAAUAUCUAAACAGUUUUCACACUGAAGCAAUUUAAUUUUUAAUUAAUUCUUCAUAAAAAUAGAUAAAAUCUAAAGUAUUGCAUUCAAUUUUAAUUUUUUUAUAUAGGGAAAAUUUAAUAUAAUUUGUUUUUUAAAAAAUAAACCCUUUAAAUUGGAAAGUUAUUUUUUGUUCCAAAUUAAACGGGGGGAGUGAGCCAAAAUCUGCUGAUAUUUUAAUGAAAAGUCCUCCUACCUUUUUUGAGGAAUCAAAAUUAAAAAUCAGAGGAAAUUUUCAUCGCUCAGGAUCAAUUCCACUAUCUAGAGGAAGAUUGGAAUCUUUUGAUAUGAUAGAGCUUAGAUCAAAAAAUAGUAAAAAAGAACGAUUUGUCAAAAACAUCACAACAGUUAUUAGCAUGCCAUUUGAGAAACUAGAAGGAUUAAAAAGCAGCCUUUUUUCAAUACAAUAUUCAGAAGAGCCUCUUAAAGAUUUUACAGAGAGUCUUUCAAAAAUUGUUAAUUGUAAAAAAUCAUCACUUUAUUUGUAUGAUAAUUUUAGAAAUCAAAUAUUAUUCUCAUUAGGACAGAUUAAAUGAUGCGCCUAUUCCUCAUAGAAAAUAAAUUUAUAAAUAUUAAGUCUACAUAAAUAGAUAUAGAUUUUUACAGAAAAUUCCCUUUACCCCCAAAAGGGCUCGUUAAAAAAUGCAUAGACGAUCGCAACACAAUUUACAUCCCUUCCAAAGCUUUUUUAAACCUUGAUUUUUCUCUUGAUAUUGAUGCUUUUCACAGCACUUCCCCAGUAGACUCAAUUUUACUUGUCCCAGUCAUGCAUAUUUCUGGGAAUAUUCUAGGAGUCAUCAUUUUUGUCAAUUUCGACCAUGAAUUAUCAGAAGAGGAAAUAUCAAGCAUAAAAUCAUUAGCUUUUAUUUUAUGAGAAAUUUCUCUGUGCACUGACAAAGAUUCUAAUAACUGAAAAAGCGUUGUUGAAGACUAUAGGAAAAUGACUAUGUUUAAGCAGUGAUAUAAGCAAAUUUAUUCAGUAUCUAACAGCACUUUUCAAAAAUUGGCGUUUUGUAAGGAAGUAGCUUUUAAGGUUGUCACACAAGAAAAAUUUGAAAAUCUAUUGCAAACAGCCUUUGAUGUGAUUAAUGCAGUAACUAAUGCAGAGAAAUGUACGAUUAUUUAUAAAGACUAUGAUGGAUAUUAUGAGUUUUCGAAAGAGCAGAUUUUUGUUGCAACUCAAUAUGCAGAUCAAGAAAUUUCUUUUUAUAAUAAAAUCUUCAAAGAUGGGAUUACAGUGACUUCACAGCCAAAUUCGAAUUCUUAUUCAAUUAUUUAUGUCCCAAUAUUUUUUAACGCAGAAUGUAUAGCAAUGCUUAGAGUUAUCAAUAAAAAAGAUGCAACAUUAAGAUCAUAUAUAGAUUUUACCUCACAAGAUGAACAAUUUUUAUUAGAGUUUGUAAAAUCAUUAGCAAAUCCUAUAAAAGACAACCCAACACCUUCAAGCGAAUCUUUAAAGCAGCUAACACAAACUAUUUGCCAAGCUGCAGCUAACUAUAAAAAUAACUCAACUUUGAUUACUAUUAGGACAGCUGCUCAGCAUUUAUUUGACUGCGAGCUAUCAGUAAUUUAUUCACUUAAAGGAUCUAAAUUAACAAUAAGGCCUCAAGGACUAGAACAUGAAGCCCCUGAAGGACACUCACUCGAAAUCGGCCAAGGAAUAGCUGGAUUUGUAGCUUUGAAUCGAAAGACCGAAAUAAUUGAGUCUGUGUAUUCUGAUAAACGGUUCGACCCUAAAAUUGACAAGCUAUCAGGGUAUAAAACUUCUAAUAUGAUGUGUAUGCCAUUGGUUGACUCAUAUGGUAAAGUCAUUGGGGUUCUUCAGCUGAUAAACAAGCGAAAUGGCUUUUUUACAGAAAAAGAAAUCCCUGCAUUAGAAGAUUUUGCAGAAAUUAUGAUCGCUUUUAUACAGAAUGGGGAACUUAUAAGGAAAAUAAUUGAAGAAAAAUCGACUUUAUUAGAAAUAUCAAAUUCUAUAGCUGAUUAUAUAUUAGUAAUCAAUAAUGAAGAGAAGCUUUAUUAUACUAAUAAGCCAAUUGAGCCGAUAUUUGGUGUUUCUGAAGGAGAAGUUGCUAAAUUAUCAUACUUUGCUUGGCUGCAUGGAAAUAGGCAGCUGAUAGAGGAUAUUGGGACUGUCAUGCAUAAUCCUGAGCAAAAAAUAAGAAAAACAUCACAAAAAAUAAAAAAAGCAGGCAGAAAAAUUUCGUCGUUCCAAACAGAAAUUGAUGGGAAAAACGCAAAUAAAACUUUUAAUUAUAGAAUUAUGCAGCUACAAAGCUCUAACACAGACUAUUUGACUGGAGUUGUUGUGAUAUUAGAAGAUGCAAGUGCUUUAGAAGCGCUUCAGUCUGAGUUCAAAGAAGUUCAAAACCAUUUAAGGUCUAUGGCUGUUCCGUUUAAUACUGAAACUCAGCUUCAAGUUUGCAUCAGUGAGCUGAAUUUUAUAUCUUCAAAUGUAGGGAAUGAGCAUAUCAGUGAACAAAUCCAAGAAAUCAUAGGAAGACUAAAAGCAGGUGGACUUACCAAGCCAAAGGCUCCAAAUUUAAAUGAUAAACUGCGAUCGAUUCUGAAUAUGACCACAGCUGAUCAGUUUGAAAAAGACAGUUCCCCACUGCAUGAAUUUACGUUUACAAUGCCUACACAAGACAAAAUAGUACCUUUAGAAGUCCUGCGCAAUUGGAAUCUGAACGCUUUUCAAGUAGAUAACGAGUUUAACUGGAUUUAUACGAUGUUUCAUGAUUUCAGUUUAAUAGCUACCUUUAAGAUUGAAGAAAACACUCUAUUUAGCUUCAUUUCUAGUCUCAAAAAUAUAUGCGAGCAAAGGAAAAACCCUUUUCAUAAUUUUUAUCAUUGUUUUAAUGUCAUGCAUGCCAGUUAUAUGCUGCUUUCUAUAACCCCUGCAGGAGGCUAUUUUGAAGUAAACGACAUCCUCGCUCUACUAGUUGCAGGAAUUUGCCAUGAUUUAGACCACACAGGAAGAACGAAUAUGUAUGAAGUAAAUUCCAGAUCAGAGUUUUCUAUAUUAUAUCAUGAUAAAAGUGUAUUAGAACAGCAUCAUGCAGCUGUUGCAUUCCAAACGCUUCAAGAUGACAAAAAUAAUAUACUAAAAGCAGUAUCAAGAGAAAAUUAUAUGAAUAUUAGAAAAAUGAUAAUUAUGGCAAUAUUAGGAACUGAUAUGUCAAAACACAUUUCUAUGAUUUCAAAUAUGACUGCGAGAUUUAAUGAUUUAUUAAUAAAUCCUAUAGGAAAAGUGGCGAAAGAUAAAGAAAAAUUAGGGCAAUUAAUUUUGCAUUGUGCUGAUUUAGCUCACCCGACCAAGCCAUUUAGGAUUUAUGAAAUGUGAUCAAUGCUGGUUUGUCAAGAAUUUUCGGACCAAUAUGCUGAUGAAGAAAGAAAUGGCCUGCCUUUAAGUGUUUUUAUGAAAGAUUUGGAUAGGCCUCAAGUUUAUUAUUCAAAUGAAAUCGGCUUUUUGAAUUAUGUUGUGGUGCCUGUUUGGAAGUGCUUGAAUUUGCUGGUUCAGCCUAGUAUUGAUUUUGUGCUUGAAGGAUUAGAAAAUAAUAUAGCUACUAUGAAGCAGAAGCUUGAAGAUUGGAAAGAGGCUGAAGGUUAA
Blepharisma stoltei is the source of this 5849-nucleotide messenger RNA. NCBI's taxonomy places the organism in Eukaryota, Ciliophora, Heterotrichea, Heterotrichida, Blepharismidae. The record is from the annotation of a GenBank genome assembly.